Molecule: messenger RNA, 4194 nt
Organism: Scophthalmus maximus (turbot)
Lineage: Eukaryota; Metazoa; Chordata; Actinopteri; Pleuronectiformes; Scophthalmidae
Gene: itgb1a
Product: integrin, beta 1a
Exons: 17
Coding region: 307-2751 (814 amino acids)
Biological process (GO): cell-matrix adhesion; cell migration; cell adhesion mediated by integrin
Cellular component (GO): cell surface; focal adhesion; integrin complex
Molecular function (GO): fibronectin binding; C-X3-C chemokine binding; collagen binding involved in cell-matrix adhesion
Source: RefSeq, a predicted model, not a curated record
CGGCCAGGAGGAGCGGGGCUCUGCGGGUUCUGCCUCUCCGAUUUUCCAGCCGACUCCGACCGAGGACAAGACGAAGAGGGAUUCUGUUUCACGUCGAGCUUGUUGAGUGUGUUCCUGCGACUUGGCUCUGGUCUGAAGGUGUAAACGUCCCCUCGGUGUGGCGGGAGGUCGCGGAGGGGAACGAGGAGCGGGGGGAAUCUGCCGUGACUUCUUCUCCCCCCCCCCCCGGAGGAGACAAGUGGCCCCCGGUGCCAACAGGGCAGAGAGUCGCUGUGCGAGGCGGGUCAUCACCGGAGCUUCCCCUGGAUGUUGCCUCGGAUACAACAACACGGAGCCAAGAUGGACCUCAAGCUGCUCUUGUUAUCCACAUUGUUGGGAGUCAUUUGUUACAGUAAUGCUCAGAAAGAGGGGAACGAGUGCAUCAAUGCCAACGCCAAAUUCUGCGGGGAGUGCAUCCAGGCUGGAGCCAAAUGUGGCUGGUGCAAAGACCCAACCUUCCUGAAACAGGGGGAAACCGUGUCGACCCGCUGCGACGAGCUGCAGUCUCUGUUGAAAAGGGGCUGCGAUGAGGAGAUGAUCGAGAACCCGCACGGGAUGCAGAAGAUCCUCAAGAACAAAGCGGUGACAAAUCGUAGAAAGGCGGCGGAGAAGCUGAAGCCGGAGGACAUCACUCAGAUCGAGCCCCAGAAACUCAGCCUCACCCUCCGAUCCGGUGAGCCCCAGUCGUUUGACUUGAAGUUCAAACGGGCAGAGGAUUAUCCCAUUGAUCUGUACUACUUGAUGGACCUGUCCUACUCCAUGAAGGACGAUCUGGAGAACGUUAAGAACCUGGGAACCAGUCUGAUGCUGGAGAUGUCAAAGAUCACCUCUGACUUCAGGAUAGGUUUUGGUUCGUUUGUGGAGAAAACAGUCAUGCCGUACAUCAGCACCACCCCGGCCAAGCUGCUGAACCCAUGCACGGGCGAUCAGAACUGCACCAGCCCCUUCAGCUACAAGAACGUCCUGAAGCUGACCAGCGACGGAAAGAAGUUCAACAUCUUGGUAGGCCAGCAGCAAAUCUCUGGAAACCUGGACUCUCCUGAGGGGGGCUUUGAUGCCAUCAUGCAAGUGGCUGUGUGUGGGGAGCAGAUUGGUUGGAGGAACGUGACUCGUCUGCUGGUCUUCUCCACUGAUGCUGGCUUCCACUUUGCCGGAGAUGGCAAACUGGGUGGCAUUGUGCUGCCGAAUGAUGGAAAAUGUCACUUGGAGAACGGUGUAUACACGAUGAGUCACUAUUACGACUACCCCUCCAUUGCUCACCUGGUUCAGAAGCUGAGCGACAACAACAUCCAGACUAUCUUUGCAGUCACAGAGGAGUUCCAACCUGUUUACCAAGAGCUGAAAAAUCUGAUACCAAAGUCUGCAGUGGGCACGCUGUCGGCCAACUCCAGCAACGUUAUCAACCUUAUUAUAGACGCUUACAACUCCCUCUCGUCAGAGGUUAUUCUGGAAAACAGCAAACUUCCAGAGGGAGUGACCAUAGCCUACACGUCCCGCUGUAAAAACGGAGUGGUUAGUGAGGGCGAAAGUGGACGCAAGUGCUCCAAUAUCUCCAUCGGAGAUGAGGUCAUGUUCAGCAUCAGUGUGACAUCAAAGGGCUGUCCGAUGCAGGCCAAGUCGGAGACCAUUAAGAUAAAGCCCCUGGGCUUCACAGAGGAAGUGGAGAUUACCCUGCACUUCAUCUGUGAAUGUGAAUGCAACAAGGAAGGCAUCAAGAACAGUCAACUCUGCCACUUUGGUAACGGGACCUACGAGUGUGGAGCCUGCAAGUGUAAUGAAGGACGCGUGGGCCGACAGUGCGAAUGCAGCAGCAACGACGUGGCCACAGAGGACAUGGACCGGACCUGCCGCAAAGACAACGGCACUGACAUCUGCAGCAACAUCGGCGACUGUGUGUGCGGCACGUGUGAGUGCAAGAAGAGAGACAACCCCGAUGAGCGGUACAGCGGCCUGUACUGCGAGUGUGACAACUUCAACUGUGACCGCUCUGGAAAUAAACUGUGUGGAGGACAUGGACGCUGUGAGUGCAGAGUGUGCGUCUGUGACCCCAUGUGGACCGGCAGCGCCUGUGACUGUUCUCUGGACAACAACACGUGUAUGGCCAGCAACAAGCAGAUCUGUAACGGCAGAGGAACAUGUGAAUGUGGCACCUGUAAGUGCACUGACCCCAAAUUCCAGGGUCCCACUUGUGAAACCUGUCCUACCUGUCCAGGAGUCUGUACUGAACACAAAGAGUGUGUCCAGUGCCGGGCGUUUGGCACCGGCGAGAAGAAGGACACGUGUGAGCGAGACUGCAGCUACUUCAACCUGAUUAAAGUGAAGGACCGUGACAAGCUGCCGCAGCCCAACGACGCCUCUUACCCUGUGAUGCACUGCAAGGAGAGGGACGCCAACGACUGCUGGUUCUACUACACCUACGCUGUCAACAACAACACAGAGAAGGAGGUCCACGUGGUCGACACGCUGGACUGCCCCGCCGGCCCUGACAUCAUCCCAAUCGUAGCGGGUGUGGUCGCCGGCAUUGUCCUGAUUGGCUUAGCCCUGCUGCUCAUCUGGAAGCUGCUGAUGAUCAUUCACGACAGAAGGGAGUUUGCCAAGUUUGAGAAGGAGAAGAUGAACGCCAAAUGGGACACGCAAGACAACCCCAUAUACAAGAGUCCUAUCAAUCAGUUCCAGAACCCGAGCUAUGGACGUAAAGCUGCUGCCCUUUGAGGUGAAAAUCCCAUCUACAAAAGCGCUGUCACGACUGUGGUCAACCCCAAAUAUGAAGGAAAAUGAUGACUUCAUGGUUUUCAAUGAACUCUGUUAUCAAUUAUUUGACACCUGCAGUAUUGUUUGUUUGUGUUCUGAGGGGAACUUGUGAUGGAAUUUUAUGUCAUUUUUUUCUCGUCACCUUAUCAUUUAUAAUGAACCAUUCAGCCACUGCAUCAGUAUUUUUACUAACACAUGAUUUAUCUGCAUUUGUUUUUAUUUUAAAUGUACAGUAUGCAAUGUGUGUAUAUACUUUUAAGUUGCAUAUAUGCAGAAGUUAAUGACAUUUUUUUGUUUCCUGCCACAGGACUGGUAAGGGCAGACAAUUCACCUUUGUAGUUUUUUUUCUUCUUUUGUUUGUUUUUUUCAACAACACAGUGAGGAUAAUACAAAACAGUACAUUUACACAAACUCCACCUCAGCUCCUGUCAGUAAGUCACUGCUUGUCUUUUGUCCCGUCUGUCUCUGUGCACUGACUUCCUGUGUGUUUCUGUGUGUUUCUGUGUUCCAGACAGGACCUGAGUUUCAUAUGUAAAUUGUCAGUCAUGACAGUACAUUAUGUGUGUGUGUGUGUGUGUGUGUGUGUGUGUGUGUGUGUGUGUGUGUGUGUGUGUGUGUGUGUGUGUGUGUGUGUGUGUGUGUGUGUGUGUGUGUGUGUGUGUGUGUGUGUGUGUGUGUGUGCGUGCGUGCGUGUGUACACACUACAAUAUACAUUAUAUACAACAGGAUAUAUUGAAUUAUAUCAAGCAUUCAGAUCAGACAAUUACAUUGAAUCUUAUUAAAUUCUGCAGCGGUGAAUAUUUGUAAAUGUAGUUUUAAACUGCACAUUAGGAAUAUCUGAUGUUUAAAAUUUGCUGCAGUCGGGUUCUGUUGUCUGUCUUGAAGGACUAAAUACAGAAGAUGAAUAUUAAUAUCAACUAUUGUUAUUUGUAUUGUUGAUAUACUAUCACAAAGGGAUUGUAUACCACUCGCUGAAAUCAUGAAAUCGUGGCUAUGUUGAACAAUCAAAGGUUUUUGUAAAGGUAUGAUACAAGUUGCAAUUCACUAAUGAAGUAUUGUUGCAUUUGCUAACUGCAGUAACUUAAUUAGUCACUCUCAGGUCCUUUCCUGUGUUCUUGUCGAGUACACCAAAAAUAGUUUUUCUGUCUGCUUGCUCAGUGAUCUGGUGAACUCGUUUGUGUGAGUCAGUUUUGUUAUUUGCCAUUUUUUUUAGACUGUAAGCAUCAUUCAAGAGUAUUUGGUCUGAUGCCAACAUGAGUCACCUCUGAAAUGCUUUCACACCCAAAUGCCUCCGAAGUACAACACACAGGCAUUUACAGUAUUGUUUUGAAAAGUGCCUUUUAUUUCAACACGCUGUUCUCUCUCCAUGCUGAGUUAUUUAUUAAAUAAAGUACAAAUGCUGUA